UAAUAUUGACUUUUUAUGCUAAUGCACAGGAACAGUAACCCGUUUGUUUUGGGAAUGUAUUUACGCUUACAUUUUUUUGGACUGAUGUAAAUAAUUCUUUCUAAUCAAAAUUAGAACCCGCAGCAAAAACAAAAACAUUUAAAAAAUAGGCAUGUACUUUUUGGAUAUUGUAUAUUGUGUUGUAGUCAAUCAAGUUUUUUAAAAAAAAAAUAGUAAGUGGGAAAUGCGCAAAUGUCCGUCAUAUCCGGAUAGGUUUGGGGGUGCACUCGUUUGUAAACUGCGUUACCUGAGUGAGCGGGGCUCGUCCAACGAAGGGAGUUUUUUUUUAAGCACCGCUCGUGCGGUAUGUGCGGUAGAUAACAUUUAAUGCUUACUCGCUUAACUGAAGGCGGGAUGGCGAAAAGUUGAAGCUGAACUUUUCAGUGCAAAUAUUGCUCGAAUUGCGGCGUAAGCGGUAAAUAAACAUCUGCAGGUUUCGCCAAAUAUCAGUUCCAUCUUGAGGAAAUUUCCCAAGUAGGCGCCGUUUAGUUUUGGCUUUUGGUUAAGUCAAAGUGGCGGCCUGGCCACUUACUAAGCUAGCCGUCAACGUUUUCUUUGACUUGUAGAAUGGCGACGAGUAAACCAAACAACACGUUUGCUGAUGUCAGUCUCCCCUUCGCCGGCUUGCAGCGGCUGGCUCCGCCCGUGCGCUUGCUGUCCGCCGCCUUCUGGAAGGUGAUGAAGCAGCGGGACGUGGCGCAGUACGGCGUCCUGGAGGAGUUUGUGUCGUCCACGUGCGAGAUGGUGUCGGGCUUGCUCACCUUGAGGCACCAGGUCAAGCUCACAUUGGGGCUUCGAUCCCGGCUCAUCUUGGAGCUUCUGCGCACCCCCCAACCUGAUGAGAAGGUCAUCAAGACGCACCUGAGAAGGAUCUACGCUGCUUCCACCCCGUCGACGUCUUCGGCUCCAACUGUGAAGAGGGACGUCAAGGUGGAAAAAUCAGUGGAGAAUUUCCACACGUUGGUGCACGAGCUGCUCACCGACCCGGCCGCCAAAGAGGAGUUCUUCCAGGAGGAGUUCCCUCACGACUACGGUCCUUUGUUCGACCAGGCGUUGGAGAAGCUGCUGUGGGAGUUUCUCAUUCGUUUGGAUCAACUGCUCCCAGUGCCCAGCCUUUCUCAGACGGUGUCCUGGCUGAGCGAAACCCCCGCCGUUUUGGAAGAGUGCGCCCGAGCGGCCACCCAGCCCCAGCUCCUGAAGAUUUUGCUCGACCAUCAAACCUGCCUCGGGCAUCUCGAACCCGCAGCAUCCCUCCCUCCAAACAUGGGAGACUCCAUCUUGGCGUCCCUCUCUUUACCCCUCUCCGGAAAAGCAUCCUCAAAUCCGCAACAAGACCCUGCCGCGUCCUCUUCUGGAGAUCAGCCCGCGCGGAGACGAGAAAAAACGGCCGCCGUUGCGAUCGGGCCAGUAACCGACGAUACGCCGGCUGUGAAAAAGGCCGAACAAGAUGGUGGCCGGAUGACAAGGUUGUCGGCGACGAGGAGCCGCCGCGCAAAGCGCAAGCAAGCAGACGGCGUCGAGGAGGAAACGCCGACGUCCAAGAAUCCUUGCCCCCUUGCGGCCGACUGUCUGCGCCGCCGAGCUAGAGUCGUCAUUCGAAAACUGCCGCGCUCCGAGCUCCUUAGAGCAGGAACGACGUCCAACGGGCCCGGGCGCCGCCGGCCUCAAACGGCUCUCCGCAUGGAAGUCCGCAGCUUAGACGAUAAAGAGAAUCAUCCCACAGGAGAAAGCGGAGGCGCCCUGUCGUCGUCUCUGCAACGGAGCGACGCAGACGCGCCGGGCCUCGCCGGCGACGACUACGUUGCCGAUUCCGAGGACGAAGCGACCAAGAAGUUCAAAGAGAGGCUGUUUAUGAAGCGCUACUGCAAAACAAAACACGGCACUUAUUUCCCCACUCUGCGGGAGUUCUGGAAGCUGGGGAAUCCCACAAAACCACUUCAGGGCAGACGGUGAACAUGACUUUGACCUUUCAACAUUUUGAUGUCACUUUUUUAUGUCACAUGAUCAAUCAUGGAAGUGUAACUCUUGUAAUCAUUGGAAAUUAAAUUGUGGUGCUUGUGUUUUAUGCUGA
Phyllopteryx taeniolatus (common seadragon) is the source of this 2110-nucleotide messenger RNA. It is a transcript of the gene tinf2, whose product is annotated as TERF1 (TRF1)-interacting nuclear factor 2. Gene Ontology annotation, molecular function: telomeric repeat DNA binding. The coding region runs from base 607 to 1992 and encodes 461 amino acids. Gene Ontology annotation, biological process: regulation of telomere maintenance via telomere lengthening; telomere capping. Lineage: Eukaryota; Metazoa; Chordata; Actinopteri; Syngnathiformes; Syngnathidae. The record is from RefSeq and is a predicted model, not a curated record. The transcript has 10 exons. Gene Ontology annotation, cellular component: shelterin complex.